This is a messenger RNA of Lindgomyces ingoldianus, 228 nucleotides long. RefSeq lists its product as uncharacterized. The transcript has 2 exons. Lineage: Eukaryota; Fungi; Ascomycota; Dothideomycetes; Pleosporales; Lindgomycetaceae. Bases 1 to 228 code for a protein of 75 amino acids. The record is from RefSeq and is a predicted model, not a curated record.
AUGCGAAAGGAAAGAGUGGAAGAAGGGAGGGAAGAGGGUGACGUGAAUAGUUUCGGUAGGGAUUCAGCUGCAACCUCCACCAUCGCGUAUACUCUCCUCUCUCCUUUGCUUGUUUCAUUACUACUUCACGUUACUUUCAAGGAUUCAAUUCGGAUAGGUGGGGUAUGGGUUGAGUUUGUCGAGUCAUCUAAUGAAGCCAUCAUGAUCCAUCGCUAUCAGCUUUUCUAG